AUGUCCGACUCAACCAACCAGAACCAGGGCGAGGAGCAGUCUUUCUCCAUCCAGCCUCACCCUGCUACCACCAACGACCCUAGCAACGAUCCCGCUCUCAACACGGGCCUCAAGGAGGGUGUUUUUGGCGGUGGCAAGCCUGGUCCUGCUGUUGUCAACACUGAGCAGCUUGAAGAGCCUCUCAGCCGAGAGGAGCUUGCCAAGCGCUCUGCUGAGCUCAACAAGUGA
Molecule: messenger RNA, 228 nt
Organism: Sporisorium graminicola
Lineage: Eukaryota; Fungi; Basidiomycota; Ustilaginomycetes; Ustilaginales; Ustilaginaceae
Exons: 4
Coding region: 1-228 (75 amino acids)
Source: RefSeq, a predicted model, not a curated record